CACAACGACUUUGCGCGCAUCAACUUCCAAUUGAUAUUUCCUUCUAAUAUCGACACUCUUUUCAAUCCAUUCGUUUCAAUCCCCUUCCGCUCCCUCCCACCUCCUCCCCCCCUUCUUCCUCCCCCAUCGCCGCAAACAUGAAAGUCCUCGCCUUCCUCGGCAUCGUCCUAGGACUCCUCUCCUCCCUCUUCUACAUCCUCGACGGACACCUCGAGAAAUUCUACGUCUUCGAGCCCUCGCAUCUGCACGAUUUGUCCCAGCGCGCCAUCGCCGCCCACGGCAACGACACCGCGCAAAUCGUACGCUACAUCGUCGACGAGCUCAACACCAAAGUUCCACACCAUGUGAAUCUCGACGAGGAAUGGGUGUUCAACAACGCAGGCGGCGCAAUGGGCGCUAUGUACAUCAUCCACGCCUCCAUCACCGAGUAUCUCAUCAUCUUCGGAACGGCAGUAGGAACAGAAGGCCACUCCGGCCGCCACACCGCCGACGACUACUUCCACAUCCUUUCGGGAGAGCAAUUGGCCUUCGUGCCGGGGCAAUUCGAGCCGGAGAGGUACCCCCAGGGCUCCGUGCACCACCUGCGCCGCGGCGACGUCAAGCAGUACAAGAUGGAGAGCGCGUGCUUUGCGCUCGAGUACGCGAGGGGCUGGAUCCCGCCGAUGCUGUUCUUUGGGUAUGCUGAUACUUUCUCGAGUACUUUCGACUUCCCGACGUUGUGGAGGACGACGGUUAUCACGGGUCGAGAGAUGAUUUCGCAGCUUCUUAAGGGGAAGUUGUGAUUCAGUGAGUCUUGGAGAGAGAAGGGAAGAAAAAAGCGUCGUUAGGUGUCAAAAAACAGGUCACUUCCAAUGGUUCCCAAUCCGAGGGAGUGCAAAAGUCGGGAUAGAAUGCUUUCAAAAGACAUCCAUCUGACACCCAUAGACCCAUAGAUACAUGCACACGUACACACGUACAUAUAUACAUAAUACACAAUCCCACAAAUCACCCCC
This is a messenger RNA of Aaosphaeria arxii CBS 175.79, 992 nucleotides long. Its product is annotated as C-8 sterol isomerase. NCBI's taxonomy places the organism in Eukaryota, Fungi, Ascomycota, Dothideomycetes, Pleosporales. Gene Ontology annotation, cellular component: endoplasmic reticulum. Gene Ontology annotation, biological process: ergosterol biosynthetic process. The record is from RefSeq and is a predicted model, not a curated record. Bases 138 to 782 code for a protein of 214 amino acids. The transcript has 3 exons.